AUGGGAGGUGAAGGUGGAGAAGAAAGACCCUACCGAUCACACGUCAGACCAGCAUGUAAUGCUUGCCGGCGACGAAAAUCGCGCUGCACAAUCGAAGCCCACUCGUCGGCAUGCAUGACCUGCCGCGCCCACGGCACAGAGUGUUCAUUCCCAGCCGAGAAGCGACGGAAAACAUCACACAGGGCACCUCAAAGAGCUCAGGCUAGUAGAGCUACAGAAUUAUCGGUGGAAUCGAGCAGCCAACCCCCAGCUCAAAAUGCCAUACUAUCCCCUAAUAUCACCGCCGUGCAACCGCUCCCCGUCUCUGAUAUUCCCUUUUCUACAAGCACAUCCUCGCAUCACAUUAAUCUCGACUGGAAACAAUGUCAAGCUGUGCAAGGUACGCCCAUGUCAUUAGAAGCAGACGAUGACAACCCACAUAUUCUUGGCCCGGCCGUCAUGGGCGAUAGCCACAUCCUAGCAGACUAUCUAUCCAGCAUUCCAGGAAAUCGAGGGAUGCGAGCCAUUCGCCCAGUGGAGCUUGGCAGCUCAUCAUUUCCAAUCGUCUUCACAAAAGUGCAAAAGCGGCCUUUGGGUAUGAUGCUCAACUCGAAUCCUGCGCUGCAUAAGCUGCAGGUAAUCGAGAAGCUCAUUGAGCCUUGGGAUCUACACCUAGUUGACAUGUAUCUCGAGAAAGUCAACCCAUGCUUUCCUCUACUGGAUGAGAAUACAUUCCGCGAACAGUUUAUUAAUGCCAGAGACCGCAUCUCUCCUGCUUUGCUCUCCUGUUUAUAUGGGCAUAUGCUGGUUUUUUGGAGGCAUGAUCCGGAGCUAUCUCAGGUGCGAUAUCCAGACAUUCGGUUCAUCUGGAACCUGGCUUGUGAGGCUCUAUACUCCGAACUACAUCUGUCACCUGGAAUGUCUACCAUUACUGCGAUUCUUCUCAAUAUCGGUGGCCGCCCGACUACUUCUAUGAUCGGGAAUGGAAUUCAACUAGGGUCGGCAAUCGCUCUUUGCUAUUCACUGGGAUUGAAUCGAAAUCCACUCCCGUGGGACAUACCACAAGCGGAGAAACACUUGAGGAUGAAAAUUUGGUGGUCGAUGCUCAUCCAUGAUCGCUGGUCGAGUCUUGCAUAUGGCACACCACCUCACAUCAGACGGACCCAAUACGACGUACCCAUCCCGACAGAAGAACAUCUCCCUGUUCGUGAACAACACAGAAAGGCGCACGAUAUUUUCAUAGCUCUCGUUUGUCUAACGGAAGUUCUUGAUCUUUGCCUCGAGCACGUCUACGCCAUCAGUCUGGAUGUACCGGAGCGAAACCUUGAUCUAGAGCUGAACAAAUGGAUCGAUACCCUGACAGGAGACGUCCGCAAGAUCGUCACUCGAGGGAUAGGUCUCAGAAUCCCAGGUGCCUCUAAUCUACGUCUCGCCUAUCUCGCUGUCAGACUUCUUCUACGGAGGAUCUACCUAGACAGAGAGAGACAAAACCCCGCUUACAAUGCCGAGAAACUAGCAAAUCAAAUCAUGGAUGCUCGGCGUAUAGCAGAAGACAUUGUGAUCUUGGUUCAGGAACUUGAGCCGCCUCAAUUAGGGGAUUUCUGGCUUCCGGUGUCUGCAUUUACUUUCGUUUCAACCGUCACUUUCUUGAUACGCUGCGCUCUUGAAACGGAACAGUCGGGUACUGGGCUUUCCCAAAGUACUUCUCUUAAAAUGGCAGAUGACUUUUUGUCUUCUCUGAGAUCGCAUCAAGAGAAUUUUGGGUGGGAUCUUGUGGAUAUUUGUCUAGCGCAGCACUCGGAACUGGUUGGAAGACUCCGGGCUGCUCCACCUACGAGUGUGCCGUUAGAUGAUUCCACUAUAGAAACGCGGCAACAGUUCAUCCCAGAUACCGAGUUUAUAGAUGCCUUGUUUCCGAGUAUUUGGGAUACGUUGCAAAGCAUGUGA
Molecule: messenger RNA, 1926 nt
Organism: Penicillium atrosanguineum
Lineage: Eukaryota; Fungi; Ascomycota; Eurotiomycetes; Eurotiales; Aspergillaceae
Exons: 3
Coding region: 1-1926 (641 amino acids)
Biological process (GO): DNA-templated transcription
Cellular component (GO): nucleus
Molecular function (GO): DNA-binding transcription factor activity, RNA polymerase II-specific; zinc ion binding; DNA binding
Source: RefSeq, a predicted model, not a curated record